Molecule: messenger RNA, 332 nt
Organism: Candidula unifasciata
Lineage: Eukaryota; Metazoa; Mollusca; Gastropoda; Stylommatophora; Geomitridae
Source: the annotation of a GenBank genome assembly
GAAAGGUCACCCAUGCAUUUAUUACAAACAACGAAGGCGAAGUCCUGGCAAAAACAGCCAAAUGUAGUGUUACAGCACAGGACAUCAACAGUAUCCUGUUCAGUCUGUUCUCUAGCUACAGGGGGAUGGUGAAGAUUACAGUCUUCAGUGAUGUGUACACAUGCUUUAAACAUGAUGAGCAUUCACUGGUUGGGCGAGCGAGCACCGACAUCUUUGUUGCUCGUCGUGGUCAACAGAGUAUUGUUGUCGGGUUCUGUGAUGCACUGACUCCAGGUUCUUGUGUGAAGGAAGUACAGGAGAUAUCUGAACUUUUGAACAAGAGAGGGCUGUAG